This is a messenger RNA of Loxodonta africana (African savanna elephant), 2027 nucleotides long. It is a transcript of the gene PSMB7, whose product is annotated as proteasome 20S subunit beta 7. The transcript is spliced from 8 exons. Bases 52 to 885 code for a protein of 277 amino acids. The record is from RefSeq and is a predicted model, not a curated record. Gene Ontology annotation, molecular function: threonine-type endopeptidase activity. Lineage: Eukaryota; Metazoa; Chordata; Mammalia; Proboscidea; Elephantidae. Gene Ontology annotation, cellular component: proteasome core complex.
GGCUCUUUUUGUUUGUCCCCGCCCUCGGCCCGGAAGUGCUUACUCGGGAAGAUGGCGGCUGUGUCGGUGUAUGAGCGACCGGUUGGAGGUUUCUCUUUUGAUAACUGCCGAAGGAAUGCCUUCUUGGAAGCCGAAUUUGCAAAGAAAGGUUACAAGCUUCCAGCAGCCCGGAAAACUGGCACGACCAUUGCGGGAGUGGUCUAUAAGGAUGGCAUAGUUCUUGGAGCAGAUACAAGGGCAACUGAAGGAAUGGUUGUUGCUGACAAGAACUGUUCAAAAAUACACUUCAUAUCUCCUAACAUUUAUUGUUGUGGUGCUGGGACAGCUGCAGAUACAGAUAUGACAACCCAGCUCAUUUCUUCUAACUUGGAACUCCACUCCCUCUCCACUGGCCGCCUUCCCAGAGUUGUGACAGCCAAUCGGAUGCUGAAGCAGAUGCUUUUCAGGUAUCAAGGAUACAUUGGUGCAGCCCUAGUUUUAGGAGGAGUAGAUAUUACUGGACCUCACCUCUACAGCAUCUAUCCUCAUGGAUCAACUGAUAAAUUGCCUUAUGUCACCAUGGGUUCUGGCUCCUUGGCAGCAAUGGCUGUAUUCGAAGAUAAGUUUAGGCCAGAUAUGGAGGAGGAGGACGCCAAGAAGCUGGUGAGUGAAGCCAUUGCAGCUGGCAUCUUCAAUGACUUGGGGUCUGGAAGCAACAUUGAUCUCUGUGUUAUCAGCAAGAGCAAGCUGGAUUUUCUCCGCCCAUUCUCAGUGCCUAAUAAGAAGGGCACCAGGUCUGGCCGCUACAGGUGUGAGAAAGGGACCACUGCCGUCCUCACCGAGAAAGUCACUAACCUGGAAAUAGAGGUCCUGGAAGAAACAGUCCAAACGAUGGACACUUCCUGAAUGGUGUCAUUGGAUGCCUGGCUGGUUAUUGCUUUAGAAGACGGGCAUCGGAGGGUCUCCUCCGCAUAAGAGAUUCAUUUGGCUAAUGUUUGCUGAAUGAAACUAAAUAAAUAAUAAUUAAAAAAAAAAACAGAUCGGGUGGUCGAGGCCUGGGGGCUGUGUGUUUUGGGGGGUUGCUAAGACCCGUCAGCCUGGCCUCUUUUAGGAUGUGAAUUUCUCCCUGAGCACCAGUCUAGGUUGUGGUGGGUGUAAAGAGUGAUGUAACUCUCCUAAACCCAGCAGUGUGAUGCCUCAUCUGUUGCAGAAAGUCAGAUUGGGCUACUUUGACUCUUCACGUGAACAUUUACACCCACCCCUUGUGCUAACUUGUUUUUGUUCAGGGUGGCUCUCGUUUUGUUUUGUUUUAGGUUGAGUGCAACACAGCCUUCUACUCCAGCAGCCAAGUAAGAAAGAAAGAAAGAUGAAUCUCCCAGUUUGAUUUCUAGAGCCCAAGAAAAGGGAGGAGGGGCAGACCAUUUGCUUUGCUUGUAGCUGCAUGAACUUGAGUGAACUCCACUUUGUCUAGUGCCACAGAAAUCGGAAGGAAUGUUUUUGGGUUUACUGUUUUGUAAUAAUUAAGACACAAUCAUUUCACAAACAUGAGGCCUGGUGAAUGGUUGAAAUUGUAUGUCUCCAGAGGGUCCUAUUAGUCAAGCAGAAUUGUUCUCAUGAUGUUGAAAAGGGAUGGAGUAGAGAAAGCAAGUUCAUCUGUGUUCUCAGGCUGGUUUUUCCAAGGGAGACGCAAUAGGGGUUCUGAGAGCCAUAAGAGGAAUAUUGGCUAAAUAUCUGUCUGGACCUGGAACAACUUUCAGUGGUGAGUGCUAGGCAGGAGACAGACACUUGACUUUCCCCUGGGGAGAGCAUUGCUGGGGGACACAUGAAAGAGGCCUGGCACCAGUCUUCUAGAGUGGACCCACUGGUAGCCAGCGUCCCUUGUCACAACUGCCAGGAGUUGGGUGGGGAGAACAGUGGAAUUAUUUAGGGCAGCAACUUGGCUGAUGAUUAUUAUCUGGGGAGCUUAAAAAAAUUCCAGGAUUACUCAGAAUGUCUGGGGCCUGGGAAACUGUGUUUUUAAAGACUCUUCAAGAAAUGGUGCUUCUGAC